AUGCCACGGAGCCCAAGGGUAGCGGCUGUCGCCCCUCAGCUCAAAGCCCGGCUGCUGGCUGGGAGAGGCUCGUCUCUCUCGUGGAGAGGGGAAAGCCCGGGUGUUUGCGAUACAAAGCCUUCACAUAAGGGAGGGAGAGUCGCCGAUGCGGCAAUGGAGCGCAAGAGUAACAGUGUCCACGGCCCCUCUAAACCCUGCAGAUUACGGCUCUGCCGGGAAUGUAGGCUGCUGAGGACCGCGGGGCAGAGCGAGACGAGCCGUACCCGCACCACGGGCUCGGCAGUGCGGGCUCGGCGGGGCUCCGCAGGGCACACCCGCCCAGCGCGGCGCUCCCGGGGCGGGGCGGGAGGCGGGACCGCGGCGCCGCUGCCGAGCCCCGCAGCGGGGCCGGACGCGGCUGCCGCCGGAGCCGAGUCGAGCCUCCUCCCUGCCGGGAUUGCCACAUCGGCACCGCCGCUCCGAGAAGGCGCUUUCCGGAGCGGAUCGGGAGCUCAGCGCGCGGGGAGAUGGAGCCCCGCUGCUGCCGCCGCCGCCGCUGCCGCCGCCCCCCGGGACCCGCGCUCCGCCAGGGCCGCCGCUGCCACCGCCGGGACGGAGAGAGCGGCCCCGUCGCCGUCUAACGCCGCAGCCCCGGCGGCCCGGCCGAGGCGGGAGGCGGCGCGGAGGCCGCCGCGGCCCCUCCGCCCGCCGGGCGGCGGCGAAGCGCGGCCCCCUCCUCCCCGCCCUCCCCGCCGCCGCUUCCCCGCCCCCGCCCGGCCCUCGGCCGGGCUCGGCAGCCGGGCCAUGGCAGGGCGAUGA
Messenger RNA from Pseudopipra pipra, 798 nucleotides. Its product is annotated as atherin-like. NCBI's taxonomy places the organism in Eukaryota, Metazoa, Chordata, Aves, Passeriformes, Pipridae. The record is from RefSeq and is a predicted model, not a curated record. The coding region runs from base 1 to 798 and encodes 265 amino acids. The transcript is spliced from 2 exons.